GCUUCCCUCUGCCCUCAGUGCCGCUAUCCUCACCGUGCUCCCCUCUGCCCUCAGUGCCGCUAUCCUCACCGUGCCCGCCUUUUCCCCCGGUGCCACCAUGCCGGGCCCACCCUGCGGGUCCCUGCUCGACUACAAGACUGCCAAGUUCUCUGUGACGCGGAACCGGCGGGUGGGGCUGUUGCACCGGCUGCUGCAGCUGAGCGCGCUCGGCUAUCUGCUGGGGUGGGUGCUGCUGCUGCGGAAGGGGUACCAGGAGCGCGAUACAGCCCCGCGUGUCGCCGUGGUCACCAAGGUGAAGGGGGCGGCCGUCGCCGAGGCCGCGGGCCGGCGGCUCUGGGACGCUGCGGAUCUCACCUGGCCCCCGCAGGGAGAAAAUGUGCUUUUCCUGGUGACCCAUUUCAUCGCCACAGUCCAGCAAGCCCAAGGCACCUGCCCUGAGAGUCCCUCUGUCCUCGACGGGAUGUGCAAAGAAGAUGCAGAUUGUCCCAUGGGAAACCCUGUGGUUCAUGGCAAUGGGAUAAAAACUGGGAAAUGUUUGAUGUUCAAUGCCACCCAUUCCACCUGUGAGAUCUAUGGCUGGUGUCCUGUGGAGAAUAGCACCCUGCCCAGGAAACCUCUUCUGGCUGAGGCAGAGAAUUUCACUCUUUUUAUAAAAAAUACUGUCCACUUCACCAAAUUUAACUUCUCCAAGUGCAACACUUUACAAACCAGUGACCCCAGCUAUUUCAAGAGCUGCACAUAUGAUCCAGUCUUCAACCCCUCCUGCCCUGUGUUCCGUGUCCGUGACAUGGUGGAGGCAGCUGGACAGAACUUUGCAGACCUCAUGCUGCUGGGGGGAAGCAUCAGAGUUCUUAUUGAGUGGAACUGCGACCUGGACCACCCUGCUACCCAGUGCCAACCACAGUAUUCCUUCAGCCUGCAGGACAUGAGGUACAAUUUCAGAACAGCCUCCUACUACUGGGGCUCGCAGCGGCAGCUCUACCGGAACCUGCUGAAGCUCUACGGGAUCCGCUUUGACCUCUCUGUGCACGGCCAGGCUGGGAAGUUCAGCAUUAUUCCUACUGCUGUGAGCUGUUGCACCAGCAUUGCCUUCUUUGGUGCUGCUACAAUGGUCUGUGACCUGGUUCUGCUCUACCUUGAUGCAAAGGCUGACCUUUAUUGGAAGGAGAAGUUUGAAGAGGUAAGGAGAGGGCCACAUGGGAGAGAGGAGGUUUUGAAGUGACUAAUUUUGGAUUUAAUAGUUUUCUGCCAUUUGGUUAAAACCCAGUUCCCAAGAUCAGGGGAAAACCUGGUGGAGCAGCUCUUAGUUUUCAACUUUUGGACUUGGUUGCUAGUCUGAACUGGGAGAGGGAUCCAGCUGGUGCUGGGAGUCAGGGAAAGUUGCACCAUGACCUCAGCUACUGUCACCAUGGAGACCUUACCUGGAAAACUGACCCAGCUCUGUGCUUUUCACCCUCUUCCAAAGGGGAUCCUAGGGGACUCCAUGCAGAGAGGUGCCAGCUCCUCAGGGCACAUCCUGAUCUGUGGUUCAUUGACAGGUUCAUGUGCUAAGCAUGAUUACAUUGUGGGAAUUCACUGCCCUGGUGAAUCAGGGAGUCACAGGGAGGCUCCUACAGACCAGAAGAGCUGGCAACCCUGCCUCAGGUCAUUUCCAGCUUUGUCUGGCCAAGUCUUUGGAGCCUCUGAGGGCUGAGAUCCCCCAUCUCCUGGUGAACUGUCCCAAAGCUGCUCCAUCCAAUGAGGGGGGAAACUUUCCUAAUGCCUGAUCUCGAAUCCAGAGUGGGGUGGGCAGUGAAUGUGGUUGCAUGGAACCAAGCAGAGUAGCCAAGGGCCAUCUGGGCUGCCUCCAUGCCUGUUGUAUACUGAUGUCCCUGUUCAUUUUGCAGGCAAGACCCCCUAAAGGUAAGCCUAAGGCCACAGCUUAGGGACAUUGGGAACGCUCCACCACAAACGCCCUUCCCUGCAGAGCCACCUGCAGGGGGAUACAAUGGGGACACGGCUGCAGCCCUGGUGGAGGAGGGCCCUGCUGGCCCAGGUGGGCACUGCUGGGGUUGGGGUCUGCCUUCCCUGCAGAAGCACUGGCAGCAGCAGCAGCAGCAGUUGUUGGCUCCUGGGGCACCAAGCCAUGCCGGGGCAGCUCCCAGCACUGACAGCCGGUGCUGGAGCAGAGCUGCCCACAGAGCUCCCCCAGAGGGGACUGGGGAGCAGCUGCUUAAAGCAUUUUGCAUUUCUCCAUGUUCCAGUGAUCAUGGGCCUUGAUUUCCCUUGAAAAACAGGGAUGCAAUGGAAUAAAGCUGUUCUUGAAGUGGGAAGAAGUUUUGCUCUGUCUCUAGCCCUGGAGGGACUGUAAAGUUGUGGAGUGUGCUCCUGCACCUCGUGGCACCCUUCCAGCUGGGACAGCUUCGUGUAGGCCACCGGGAUCCUCAGAAGCUCCCUGGGAAGCUCAGGGAGGGUUUAGGAGGCACGUUUUAAGUUCCAGCCCUGGGCUGGUACUUCCUAAGGGUGUGCAGUGGCUCCUGCACCCUGAUUGCUGCCUCCUGUCAGGGCUGAUGCUCAGCAAGGACAGGCACAGCCCUGGGGUGAGCCAGAACAUUUCAGAGGUGCUGACCCCUCC
Zonotrichia albicollis (white-throated sparrow) is the source of this 2614-nucleotide messenger RNA. RefSeq names its product purinergic receptor P2X 6 (gene P2RX6). NCBI's taxonomy places the organism in Eukaryota, Metazoa, Chordata, Aves, Passeriformes, Passerellidae. The record is from RefSeq and is a predicted model, not a curated record. Gene Ontology annotation, molecular function: extracellularly ATP-gated monoatomic cation channel activity; ATP binding; purinergic nucleotide receptor activity. Gene Ontology annotation, cellular component: plasma membrane; cell junction. Gene Ontology annotation, biological process: response to ATP; calcium ion transmembrane transport.